AUGGCGGAAAGCGGACAGAAUGUUGACAAACAGAGCGAGGGAAGUUCCGUGAGUGAUACGAUUAAUAAACAGGGCUGGCUUUCGAAAAGAAGUCGUCUUUCCAAACACUGGGAUAAACGAUGGUGCUGUCUCAAGAAAAAUGAGUUAUCUUAUGGUCUUUCAGCUGAGGUGAGGUGACAAAAAAAAUAAUGGCUUGCUCUGAUUUUCCAUCAGCCAGCUCAUGUGAUGAAGUUUGUCAAUAAGUUUGUUACUUGUCAAAUGCGAAUUAUAGUUGGUGUUAUGAACUGAGUGAAUGAGUUUUAUGAGUGAAGGGACCGGCUAGAGAUACAAAAGCUGGCACUUCUAGCUUUUGCCAUUAGUUUGUAGUCCAAGUAAUCCAAAGCGAUUUUUCCCGGAUAUAUUUGAUCUCAGGUGAUGAGGCUAAGCACGUUUGACGUGUCAGAGCAAGUGUCGCUUAAGUGUUCGAAUCAAAACUGGCUGAGCACCUUAAAUGGGUCUGGGGUUUAUGUAAAGAAGUACAUUAACCUGUGCUUUACAUCAACUGGACCUCUACACUCUGCAUAUUCAUUAACAUAAAGCUUUCUCUAGUUUUAUAGUUUAACGUGAUACAAUGUAGCCUAGACUUUGAGAAAAGUCCUUUGUCCCGUUUAAUAUGUCGUGGGACAAAGGACUUCACAUACUUGAUUGGCAUGAGUUUUAGCGACCCAAAAACAGGUCGCUGCACUUCAACCAAUCAAAGUACAUGGAUUCAAUUACAAAAGUGAUAAAUGAUGCUCUUAAGACCAAGGGAUCUUCUCAGAGGAAAACAAUUGAACUGGGAAAAAUGUGACUUUUGAGAUGGCUCCAUAAGCUUUUUCAGUGUCCGAGAAACACAGAACUGGUGAGAUACAGUCGUACUUCUGCUUUACAGAAACUCAUAAAAAGCUUGGUCCACUUGUUUAGAAACUUGUGAGGUCAACUUUUAAAACUUUCAAAUAAAUUCAUAAAUAUAUCAUGGUCUAACACUGACAGAAAGAUACUGGUAUUUUAUGUGCAGGGUUUACUAUUCUGCUGCCAUAGUUCACAUAGAUCGAGGCAGCACAGUUUACUUUUUAAUGUAUGGGUUCCUUCUGUAGGUACUGAGGCACAGAUUACGUUCAACAAAAGAAACAAAUGAAUAUUAUUUUUUUCUUCAUAGAACAGCUAUACACCACGUACUAAAAACUUUAAGUAAGAAAACCCUUAACUUGUUUUUUGUUUAUUCUGUUAACAGGAGCAAUCAAAAGUAGUAAUGUUAGAGGGAUGUGAAUUAUCUGACUGCAACAUAGACAAAAAACAGUUUGCCUUCAGGAUAAAGCCAAGAGGAGCUAAAAGAGUUUACUUCUUCUCAGCUGAGAGUGAACAAGACCAACAGGAAUGGAUGCAAGCAAUAUGCUUUGCAAAAGCAUCAGGGCACAUGGGGGAUGGAUCUACAGCUUGUUCAGUGCAAUAACAAGAGUUUGUUAAGUUAUGGAACAAGUCUUCUGGACAUGAAGAAGCUUGAAGAGGGAUAGAAAUUUUAUGCACUACGCAUGCUACGCAUUUUACAGAAAUAAUCAGCUGGGUGUAUUUUUCCAAGCUGCUGAUAUUAUUUAUAAGCUAUAAGCUAUGUACGUAGCUUUCUUUUACACUAGACAUAUCAUCUAGGGAAGAGACUGAGCCUUUUAAAAUGGCAGGAUUAUUCAACAAGUUUGUGGACAUUUGAGAAUAAAAGAGGGAAAAAAAAACAUUAUUGAAAGGCAAGAAACACUACAAUACAGGGUCACCUAGCCUGGGUUUGUACCUACUCCUUGAAAUCCCUUUCAUUGGAUCCUCCUUCUGAAAUUUGAUAUUGCUUUGCAUGAAUGUCCAUAGUGUGUUUUAGGGGACCUCUAUGGAUGGGC
Porites lobata is the source of this 1901-nucleotide messenger RNA. NCBI's taxonomy places the organism in Eukaryota, Metazoa, Cnidaria, Anthozoa, Scleractinia, Poritidae. The record is from the annotation of a GenBank genome assembly.